AUAUAUAUAUAUAUAUAUAUAUAUAUAUACCGAUUCUUAUGAAUCAGCUACUGAGCUUUUGAAGAUUGGAUAUCCUUCAACAUUCAAAAAACCAAUCUUAUGGAUAGAUGCUGGAAUACACGCACAAUUGUUACAGUUUGUGCAUGAUUCUUCAUAUAAACGAUUGCUACACGAAGUAGACAUUAUUGUUGUUCCAAACACAAACCCUGAUGGAUAUGAAUAUAGCCGUGAGACGAACAGAAUGUGGAGAAAAACAAGAUCCCGAUCAUCAGCCAGCCGAUUUAGCGACCAGUGCACCGGUGUAGAUGCAAAUCGAAACUAUCCAUUCCAUUUUGGCGAAGAGGGCGUCUUGGGACUUGCGGCAGCGAUACUUGAGAAGAAGGAUCAGAUUCGUGGUUACAUAGCUCUACAUUCAUUUGGUCAAGACAUCCUUUAUCCUUGGGGACAUAAGUUGCAUGUUUAUCCACCGGAUGUUGAAGAU
Messenger RNA from Strongylus vulgaris, 481 nucleotides. The record is from the annotation of a GenBank genome assembly. NCBI's taxonomy places the organism in Eukaryota, Metazoa, Nematoda, Chromadorea, Rhabditida, Strongylidae.